GGGACUCCCCAAGUGGAUCUGUGGCCAUCUGUCAGCGUUCAUCAAUAUGUUCCCCAUCAGCGAGCCACAGAUCUUUCAGAGAGCAGCCUGCUGCUGGCCGGAUGCUGAAUGAAGAUGAAGGGUGGGUUAAUACUGGCUUUCGGCUGGUGAGGUGGGGCUGCCAGAGAGAAGGCACCCACUGUUGGGAGCCUCGCCUUUUGCUGUGAGGAGGGAACCUGGAGGCUUGCACACCCAAAGGAGACAUCUAAGCUGCAGCAAGCUGCAGCAGCAAAGGGAAACGUGAGCUUGAACCAAAACAGGGGGCAGGUGGAACCCGAGAUGUCAUCGCUGGUGAAGGAAGACUUGGAGAAAAAACUGUUUAAGCCGCUGGCGCAGAAUCUCUGUGAGUUUAUUGAGAUCGAGUUCUCAGUCCAGGACAGAUAUUACCUCUGUGUGUCAGUGACCAAAACUGAUGAAGUAAAAAUAAUCAUGGUGAAACACUACAGGGUAGGACUAGAUGAAAAGUACGAAGUAACAAAAAAUUGGUCUUUGAAUGACCUGCGGAUGAUUGACGGAAAAGAAGCAGAUACGGACAAUCCAUUUUUUGAUCUGCAUUUCAAGAAAGUGUACAGCUUGGAGGCUUACAGCUGUGCCUCAAAGUACUCCUUUGCUCGAACGGUGAACAGGCUCAAUCACGUGUAUCUUAAGAAGGAUUUACACAUUGUGAACUUUGAUUCUACCUACAUUAAUGAUGACUCCAUUUGGUCCUCCAACAACAAGGACUGCCUGGUCCUCAUGAGAAUAUGUUUUUAUGCUUUCAAUCUUGUGUGCUUGUCUCUGUGUCCCCUGCCACUUUGAAGAUGCAGCCCUAAGUCCUUCACCAAUAUCCGAAGAAAAUGGCCCCCCAACUGAGUAUAAUUGAAGUUUGUUUUUCCUCUUUCUGGAUGGCUAUUAUUUAUAGUAAACUAAGAUGAGGCUUUGUGAAUUGCAAUGAAAUGUGUUUUAGCGUGAUUGUUCAACAGCUGGAACUUCUUUGGUCCCUUGUGUUUCUCAGU
Molecule: messenger RNA, 1034 nt
Organism: Meriones unguiculatus (Mongolian gerbil)
Lineage: Eukaryota; Metazoa; Chordata; Mammalia; Rodentia; Muridae
Gene: Exoc1l
Product: exocyst complex component 1 like
Exons: 3
Coding region: 319-837 (172 amino acids)
Source: RefSeq, a predicted model, not a curated record